UCUUUCACGCAGCCAUGUGAACCCACCUUUUGCAGAGUCCCCACACCUCGACUCACCUGCCUGUAUAUAAACCCAACUCCUGUGAACAUUCAACUAGACUCAAAAUCCAAGAUGGGUCUUAGGUGCCAUUUCUUGGUUUCUUUUAUUUUUCGAGUUAUACUUGUGAUUCUCUUUCUCUUGGAGGAAGCAAAAGCACAGCAACACUUCUACAAUGUGAGCAGAUUGAGAGGGAGAAAGCAAGUGAGUGGUUGCAAUUUGUUUCAAGGAAGAUGGGUCAUUGAUGCUUCUUAUCCUCUUUAUGAUUCUUCAGGUUGUCCCUUCAUAGACGCUGAGUUUGAUUGCCAAAAAUAUGGCAGACCUGAUACUCAGUAUCUCAAGUACUCUUGGCAACCUGAAUCUUGCAACUUACCCAGGUUCAAUGGUGUAGAUUUUUUGAGGAGGUGGAGAGGGAAGAAGAUAAUGUUUGUGGGUGACUCACUGAGUCUGAACAUGUGGGAAUCAUUGUCCUGCAUGAUUCAUGCGUCGGUGCCCAAUGCCAAGGCCACCUCUGUGAAGCAAGAUUCACUUCAUUCUGUGACCUUUGAGGACUAUGGAGUAACUCUGUUCGUGUACAGAACACCAUACUUGGUUGACAUAGUUCGAGAAAGUGUUGGGAGAGUACUAAAGCUGAACUCCAUUGAAGCUGGUAAAGCAUGGAAAGGGAUGGAUUUGCUCAUCUUCAACUCCUGGCAUUGGUGGACUCAUACCGGAAAAUCUCAACCAUGGGACUAUGUGAGUGACGGAUCAGCAAUGUACAAGGACAUGAACCGGUUAGAUGCAUUUUAUAGAGGGAUGUCAACAUGGGCAAGAUGGGUUGAUCUUAAUGUUGAUACUUCCAAAACCAAAGUCUUCUUCCAAGGGAUUUCUCCCACCCAUUAUGAGGGCAGGGAAUGGAAGCAACCAAAGAAUAACUGUAAUGGACAAGCAGAGCCACUCUCAGGUUCUACUUAUCCAGGUGGCGCUCCUCCAGCUGUUGCAGUAGUGAAAAAGGUGUUAAGUACAAUUAAGAAUCCUGUUUAUCUGCUAGACAUAACAACACUCUCACAAUUAAGAAAAGAUGCCCACCCUUCCACUUAUGGCGGUGAUGGCUCUGGCACAGACUGCAGCCAUUGGUGCCUUCCUGGAUUGCCUGAUACUUGGAAUCAACUCCUAUAUGCAGCUCUCAUCAUGUGAAAUGAAGGUCAUGAUUGAAAAAUCAGUUUAUUCUUUAUCUUUCCAUACCAUUGUUAAUAUAUAUGGAGGUGUAGAAAUUUCAGACUUUAGUCCUGUAGGUUGAUAAUAAGGGGGCACAAAUCAAUUGCAAAGUGAUUGAUUUUCUUCGUCAUAAUAAUUGCUCUGAAGUGAUGAACAGAUCAACAGAUAGGUGGGAAUGGGAAUCAGAUGGCUUCUUGUGAUGAUGCCAGGAAAGUAAAUACUCAGUGGGGACUAAACUUAAACUUAGGUUUAUUCAAUUAUCAUUGUAUUUGUAUUGAUAUUUGAUUAAACUUGACUGCAAUUGUAAUACUAUCACAUUCCAGUUCAAUGCAUAUUUCGCAGGUAUUUUGGUUCUUAAAA
Hevea brasiliensis (rubber tree) is the source of this 1593-nucleotide messenger RNA. Its product is annotated as protein trichome birefringence-like 38. Lineage: Eukaryota; Viridiplantae; Streptophyta; Magnoliopsida; Malpighiales; Euphorbiaceae. Gene Ontology annotation, cellular component: Golgi apparatus. Gene Ontology annotation, molecular function: O-acetyltransferase activity. The record is from RefSeq and is a predicted model, not a curated record. The coding region runs from base 112 to 1212 and encodes 366 amino acids. The transcript has 5 exons.